AUUUGAGCCACUAGAGCAAGCAAUAAGAGAUCUUCAGUCCAAAACUGAGCAAUUAAGCAAACAACUUUCUGAUAUUCCUCAAAAAGACACAGAUAAGGAAGCUCCAAAGAACAGCAAUGAGUUGACAAAUAUUGAUCUGAAAACUCUCAGAAAAUGGUGAAUGGAACUUGAAGCUAGGGUAAAUACUUCAGAAGCAGAGAUCAGUAAAAAUGCCAAAAGGGUUAAUAAAUGCAAUGAUUCUUUGAAUUGCUUUAAAAGAAAUAUACAAGAGACACAAACAUUACAGGAAGAAAUUGGCAAUAUCAAAGAUCAACUUCUGAAGAAAAUGAGAGACUCUAAAGCUCUUCCAGACACCAGGAAACAAGUAACAAACUCUGUGAAAGAGAAUAUUAAAAGAUUUACCACUAAAAAGGGACAUUGGCCAUCGCAAGAAGGAAAGCAGAUAACUACUUUGAAGGAUAGAUCCUCUUUGUCAAAGUCUGUAAGAGGAACAAAGAAAAUCAAACCGGCAAGCACCAGGAACUCCAUAGAAAGAGCUGAUAAAACUGAAAGAGCUGUGAAGUUAUCUUCUAAUGUAAAGAAACUGAACCGGAUGCUAAAGAACAACUUCGGGAACCAGAUGCAAGAGUCUUCACGAACAAUGAUGAAGACAUCGAAGGAAAUCAUAAAAAUACCGAAUCUGAAUUCCUUCAAACCAAUGAACCAAGACCAUACAGAAGAGAAUGACUCAGAAUUGUCGAACCAGAAGGACAAAAAUCAGCACAGAAGUAUACAUGAGAAGAGUCAAAUCAGGUCAGCCAUGGUAUCCCAUAGAAGAAGUGUCAGUAUAAACUCCAAUCUAAUCGAACUUGAAAGAAGCCGAGUUGGUCAGAAAGGAAAUAAAAACGAGAGAUUUUUGAACUUGAACUUAGAUAAUUUCAUAAACACUCAGCCCUUGAUCACAGAAAUCAACAAAGGUUCUCCAAGGACAUUGGUUCCCAUACAAGUGGAGUAUGAAGAUAUUCAUAAUAUAUCCAGUACGAAACAUGGGGAAGUCUCUAUAAACACCAAGGGUAGAAAGAAGCUGCCACUGCUCUAAAUGCCUUAAACAUAAGUUCCAGUGAAUAAGUAUCAGAGACAUCUUUGGGUGGGUAAAAGUAACUCAAUUCCAGAA
Messenger RNA from Moneuplotes crassus, 1153 nucleotides. The record is from the annotation of a GenBank genome assembly. Lineage: Eukaryota; Ciliophora; Spirotrichea; Euplotida; Euplotidae.